This is a messenger RNA of Babesia bigemina, 1062 nucleotides long. RefSeq names its product farnesyl pyrophosphate synthetase , putative. The transcript is spliced from 9 exons. Bases 1 to 1062 code for a protein of 353 amino acids. Gene Ontology annotation, cellular component: cytoplasm. NCBI's taxonomy places the organism in Eukaryota, Apicomplexa, Aconoidasida, Piroplasmida, Babesiidae. The record is from RefSeq and is a predicted model, not a curated record. Gene Ontology annotation, biological process: trans, trans-farnesyl diphosphate biosynthetic process. Gene Ontology annotation, molecular function: dimethylallyltranstransferase activity; (2E,6E)-farnesyl diphosphate synthase activity.
AUGAUAGCUUAUAAUACGUGUUCGCCUCCCAAUUUUGUUUCGUAUUGUAACGAUCGUCUGAGGAGUUUUUUGCCCGUUUUCCUUGAUAUCGCUACCGCCGAAAUAAAAUCCUACGACAUAUCAGAUGAUGACCUUGCUUACUAUUCUAACGCAAUACAGUACAAUUUGCAGGGAGGAAAACUCAUACGAGGUACAUUGGUUGUAUUAACAACGCGUUCGUUAUUGGGAGAUGGGAUGACAGAGCAUUAUUGGCACGAAGCCCUUGUCUUGGGAUGGUGUGUAGAACUUCUACAAACAGCAUUCCUUGUGGCUGAUGACAUUAUGGACAAGAGUAUUAUGCGAAGAUCGAACGUUUGCUGGUACAUGGUCCCAACGGUUGGCAUUUCAAAUGCCGUGAACGACACCAUGUUUCUGAAUACCUUAGUUCAUCGCAUAAUCGCCAACCAAUUGAAAGACAGUAAACAUCUGGUGACCGUCAUGAAUCUAUUCACGGAGGUUUCGAUGAUUACCAUUCUUGGCCAACACAUGGACACAUACGACGCCAUGGAUGCCUCAGUAUUCGACACUCCUACAGGGGCUACAUCACUGUAUUAUCGCAUUUGCAAGAAUAAAACCGCGUAUUAUACUUUUUUUUUGCCAAUGAAGCUCGGGAUGAUUAUAUCAGGAAUCGAUCAAGGCAACAUAAACUACAGCAAGCUGGAAUCAGUUUCAUCACUGUUAGGACACUUGUUCCAGGCGCAAGACGACUAUCUGGAUUGUUACAGUGAUCCAGGUUGCAGUGGCAAGGAGGGUACCGACAUACAAACAAAGAAGUGUACGUGGCUCCUUGCGACAGCGAUACACGUGGGCGACAAAUCUCAUUUGCAAACCAUCAAAGAGAAUAUUGGUAAAGACAAUAAGGAUAAUGUGGAGGUCGUGAAAAAAAUAUACAACGAUCUAAAGCUGCCUCACUUGUUCAAAGUAUAUACACAAGAUCUCAAGUGCAACAUACAGAGCCAAAUCAAUGACAUAGGAAGCAAGGGUAGGCAAUUAGAAUGUGCUCCAUUAAAUGCGCAGAAUUAG